Molecule: messenger RNA, 306 nt
Organism: Iphiclides podalirius (scarce swallowtail)
Lineage: Eukaryota; Metazoa; Arthropoda; Insecta; Lepidoptera; Papilionidae
Source: the annotation of a GenBank genome assembly
AUGGCAGAGCUGGAAGCACAAAUUCAAUCUGCAGGACCAGCCAAGGAUAUAGUUGCGAAGGUGGCUGAAGAAUUCCGGACGUUUCGGGAGCUGGUGUUCGCUAUGCUGGGCAUGAUUCGUAAGCAGAUAAAUGAAUGUUCCCAUAUGAUUGACGUUAUAGAAACCAGGCAUCGUCAGAAGGCUUCAAUAUUCUUGGGCGCUCCUGAAGCUGAUAAAGAGAACUGCAAGACCACUGUUCUGGAUAUUAUGCAUAAGAUGGGGCUUACCGAAAUCACGGAAUCUUGCUUAUUGGAGUUUCUCAUAGGC